AAAAAGUAUAAAUAUUUUCAGGGAAAAAAAUUUGAAAUUCCUAAUKUUAUCGUUUUUACUUUCGUUACUUUUUUUUCAAUGUACGAAAUAUAAUUUAUUGUGUCACAUAUAACAUGUGACUCACAUGUGACCCGUAUGUUAUUUACGGUUUACCUAACCUAAAGUUUUUCGUUCUGUUAAUGUGAUGUCUCGGUUACAUUGGUGUGUUCACUGGGAUAUGUAUGUAGAUUAAUAUUCAUUCUAAUAUUUAUAUUGCAAGUAUUUAUUGAAUGAAACAGGAUUAAAAUGACCURAUCAAACUUAAUCAAUUCUAUCGAUAAAUGUCCAUAAAAAAUAAAAAUGAUUAAAGAAGUAGCGCUAGUGUAUCUUCUAUAAAYGGACUUUGUAUAUCCAGCAUAAUUUAAUAAUUUGCAAUUUUUGAAGGACAUUGAAGGACAUUGAGUAGGAAAACGUAGUUGCAUUAAACAGACGUAUAAAAUAAUAGAGUUUUAUUUAAAAUGAAGUUAAUAUUGUUUAGCAGUGUAUUUUUAAUAUACAUUGGUAUUAGUUUAUGUCAARAAGUUGUAUUUCCAGAUGAUUAUAAUGCAUAUAAAGAUAAAUCAACAGUAGAAGAGGAAGUAAGUGGAUCAACACCGCAUAAUUGUCCUGAAAAUAUGUAUCUUUAUCCUAUUCAAGGAACUAAUGUUUCUGUGUGCGAUUGUGUGCCAAGAUACUUAUAUCUUCUUUCAAAUGAUUCUUGUUAUGAAGCUUAUAGCCAAGGACCCUGUCCUCCGAAUUAUUACAUUGCUCUUCCUCAAGGAGAAUCAACUGCACAAUGUGUUAUAAAUCCAUGUUUACAAGAUGGUUUAGUUAAAUACAAUAAUAUCUGUUAUCCUCUUAAAAUAAAGGGUGGUCCUUGCGAACCUGAUGUGCUAGGCAUCAAUGAAUUUACUUUUCAACUGGAAUGUGAAAGAUUCGGAAUUGCACCUCUUACAAUAAUUGGAGCUCCUCUAACAAUAAUUGGAGCUCCUCUAAUAAAUAAAACGGAACCAUGUCCUCCAGGCAGUCGUAGAACUACACAAGGCUUUUGCAAGAAACGAUUUCAAUGAUGGAACCUACUUCAAAUUAUUAGUAUAAUAGCAAGAAAUCAAUAUGAAUUCAUUGCAACAUYAUCUAUUAAAUUUGGAAUGUAAAAAUGUUA
Polistes dominula (European paper wasp) is the source of this 1180-nucleotide messenger RNA. RefSeq lists its product as uncharacterized. The record is from RefSeq and is a predicted model, not a curated record. NCBI's taxonomy places the organism in Eukaryota, Metazoa, Arthropoda, Insecta, Hymenoptera, Vespidae.